GCUCUGCGCCACUUCCCUCACAACUUCAGUGCUGCAUGGUGACGCCUUCUUUUUAUCUUCUCAUUCUUUUAUUUUAUUUAAUUUUUUUUGUAAUGACAUCGCUUCUUUUACUGCCCGGCCGUGGAUGGGAUGCUACUGGUUCUCUUUCCCCCGUCUCCGACUAAAUAUUUCAUUUCCCCCGAAGCAGCAGUUUUGGAUGUGCUGACUUACCGGAUUGAAUGGGGGGAACCACUUUUGGAGACUUUACGCAUCGACUUGAGGGAUGAAUGUUAACUUUUUCUUACUUUUUGCCUCUUUUUUAAAUGUGAUUUAACUUUUAGGGAGUGUUUGUUCCACACGUUUAAAUAUUUAGGGCCACUUUUUAUUUUUUUAUUUUUAAUUUUUUUUAAAUUUAUUUAUUUAUUACCCUGGAGAUCCAACUUUCAACCGCACCGGCGUGGAUUUCUUUCUUUAAUUCAAUCUCUGGGGAUAUCAUCAUGGCUCAGGGGGCCGAACCGAGCAGGUUUUGGGCUCUCUGCUUGGUCCUGGUUCUGUGCACCGUGUCCAGCACGAACGCAUGCCCGCACAAGUGCAGCUGCUCCGGAUCCCAUGUGGACUGUCAGGGUCUGGGGCUCAAGACCGUACCGAAGGGGAUCCCACGCGGAGCUGAGCGCCUGGACCUGAACAGAAACAACAUCACACGGAUCACCAAAGUGGACUUCUCUGGCAUCAAGAACCUCCGAAUUCUUCACCUGGAGGACAACCAAAUCAGUGUCGUCGAGAGAGGAGCCUUCCAAGACCUUCGGCUGCUGGAGAGACUCCGUCUAAACAGGAACAGACUGAUGCUGCUGCCGGAACUUCUCUUCCAGUCCAAUCCCAAACUGGGCCGACUAGACCUGAGCGAGAACCAGAUCCAGGCGGUGCCGAGGAAAGCCUUCAGAGGAAUCACCAACGUCAAGAACCUGCAACUGGACAGCAACCACAUCAGCUGCAUUGAAGAUGGAGCUUUCCGAGCCCUACGCGAUCUGGAGAUUCUCACUCUCAACAACAACAACAUCACCCUCAUCCCGCUGUCCAGCUUCAACCACAUGCCCAAGUUACGGACGCUUCGCCUGCACUCCAACAACCUUCACUGUGACUGUCACCUGUCCUGGCUCUCUGAUUGGCUGCGAGCAAGGCGAGGCCUGGCGCCCUUCACCCAAUGCAUGGCCCCCGCCCACAUGAGGGGCCUGAAUGUCCCCGACGUACAGAAGAAGGAUUUUCUCUGCAGCGGCCCCGCCCACGUCGAGUCGAGGACGUGUGCGCCCCUGGUGGCAGUGUGCCCACCCAGCUGCACCUGCAACAACAACAUUGUGGACUGUCGCCGCAAAAGCCUGACCGAAAUACCCACCAACCUCCCGGACGGCAUCGUAGAGAUUCGUUUGGAGCAGAACUUGAUCAAAAGUGUCCCGCCAGGAGCCUUUUCUUCCUACAAGAAGCUUAAGAGGAUAGACUUGAGUAAGAACCAGAUUUCCGACAUCGCCGCCGAUGCCUUCAGUGGCCUCCGCUCGCUCACCUCCCUGGUGCUUUAUGGCAACAAGAUCACAGAGCUACCAAAGGGAUUGUUGGACGGCCUGGUGUCCCUGCAGCUACUCCUCCUGAACGCCAACAAGAUCAAUUGUCUUCGGGUCAACACCUUCCAGGACUUGCACAACCUCAACCUGCUGUCGCUGUACGACAACAAGUUACAAACCAUCAGCAAGGGACUUUUCACACCACUGCGCUCCAUCAAAACUCUUCAUCUGGCCCAGAAUCCCUUUAUGUGCGACUGUCACCUGAAGUGGCUGGCUGACUUCCUGUUCGACAACCCCAUUGAAACCAGCGGGGCGCGCUGCAGCCACCCCAGAAGACUGGCUAACAAGCGCAUCAGCCAAGUCAAAGGCAAGAAGUUCCGCUGCACAGGUCAAGAGGACUAUCGCAGUCGACUGAGCGGCGAAUGUUUCCAGGACCUGGUUUGUCCCGAGAAAUGUCGCUGCGAGGGCACCGUGGUCGACUGCUCCAACCUGAAACUGACCCGCAUUCCCGCACACAUCCCAGAACACACUACCGACCUGCGGCUGAACGACAACGAGAUCGCCUUACUGGAGGGAACCGGGAUGUUCAAGAAGCUGCCAAAUUUGAGGAAAAUCAACCUGAGCAACAACAAACUGCGGGACAUCCGCGAGGGAACAUUCGAUGGAGCGUCUGGGGUUCUGGAGCUUCUCCUGACCGGCAACAAGCUCCAGGACUGCCAGGGACGAAUGUUCCGAGGCCUCACUGGCUUGAAAACUCUAAUGCUGCGGAGCAACCAGAUCAGCUGCAUUGACAACACAACAUUUACGGGCCUGAGCUCGGUGCGUCUGCUGUCGCUGUACGACAAUCGGAUCUCCAGCAUCGCUCCGGGAGCCUUUGCCACCCUGCACUCCCUCUCUACCAUUAAUCUCCUGUCGAACCCAUACAUAUGUGACUGUCACUUGGCCUGGCUUGGUCAGUGGCUAAAGAAGACCAGGGUGGUGAGUGGAAACCCUCGCUGUCAGAGGCCCGCCUUCCUCAAGGAGAUCCCCAUCCAAGACGUGGCUAACCCUGACUUUACGUGUGAUGGUGGCGAAGAUAACGGCUGUCUUCCUGCAUCUGGCUGUCCUGACAUCUGCACAUGCUCAGACAGCGUGGUGCGAUGCAGCAACAGAGGGCUGCACUCGCUGCCCAAGGGCAUUCCCAAGGACGCCACGGAACUUUAUCUGGAGGGUAAUAUGCUGACUUCUGUGCCCAAGGAGUUGGCGGCCCUGAAGCAUCUGUCACUGGUAGACCUGAGCAACAACAGCAUCAGCACAGUGGCGGCGUAUACUUUCAGCAACAUGACUCAACUGUCCACACUCAUCCUCAGUUACAACCAGAUUCGCUGCAUCCCGGUCCACGCUUUCGACGGUCUCAAGUCGCUCCGCCUUCUCACUCUCCAUGGAAACGACCUCUCAACUAUCCCGGAUGGCGCGUUCAACCACCUCACCGCUUUGUCCCACCUGGCUCUGGGUGCCAACCCCUUGUACUGCAACUGCGACCUCCGCUGGCUCUCCCAGUGGGUGAAGGCUGGCUUCAAAGAGCCCGGCAUUGCUCGCUGCACCGGACCCCCUGAUAUGGCUGAGAGGUUGCUGCUGACCACACCGCUCAACAAAUUCCAGUGUAAAGGUCCCGUGGAUAUUAGCCUCGUGUCAAAGUGCGCCCCCUGCCUGGCGGAGCCCUGCCAGAAUAACGGCACCUGUGUGUCCGACGCAUCUGGAUCCUACCACUGCACCUGUCCGUUUGGAUUUAAGGGUCAGGACUGUGAAACGGCCAUUAACGCCUGCAUUAGCUUCCCCUGCCUGAAUGGAGGGACGUGUCACCUCCAGCCGGGCCUUGAGGACCACUUCAGCUGCGUGUGCCCACCGGGCUUCGAGGGCCAGCGCUGCGAGGUGAACCCGGACGACUGCGAAGACAACGACUGUGAGAACAACGCCACCUGCGUUGACGGGGUCAACAACUACACUUGUGUCUGUCCACCCAACUACACAGGUGACCUGUGUGAGGAAGUGCUGGAUCCUUGUCUCCCCGGUUUCGACCCCUGUGAGCAUGAUUCCAAGUGCGUCCACGUCGGUCGCAGUUAUAGGUGUGAGUGUUUGCCUGGCUACGUGGGCCAUUUCUGUGAGCAGGACUACGACGACUGUCUGGAGAACAAGUGUCAACAUGGCGCCGAGUGCGUGGACGCCGUCAACGGCUACACGUGUGUCUGCAAGGAGGGCUUCAGCGGGCUGUUCUGCGAGAAUCCCCCACCCAUGAUUUUGCUACAGACCAGCCCCUGUGACCAGACCGACUGCCAAAACGGCGCCCAGUGCCUGUUGGUGGCCGGCGAGCCCGUCUGCCGCUGCAUGCCCGGUUUCUAUGGCAACAAAUGUGACAAGAUGGCCACCGUCCAUUUCCUGGGACGCGAGGCAUACAUAGAGCUCCCAGGCGCGAAGCUCCGCCCCAAUGCUCACAUUGCGUUCCAGGUGGCCACCGACAAAGACAACGGUAUUUUGUUGUAUAAGGAGGAUCACGACCCCCUGGCUCUGGAACUGUACCAAGGACACAUACGACUCAUCUACGACAUGGCCAGCUAUCCUCCCACUACAGUGUACAGUGUGGAGUCUGUCAACGACGGGCUUUUCCACACCGUGGAGCUGUUGAUUCAGAACCAUUCGCUCAGCCUGGUGGUGGACAACGGCGCCCCCAAGAGCCUGGGCAAGCUGGCGCGCCAACCUUCUGUAGACCACAACACGCAGCUUUACAUAGGAGGCGUGCCCUACCAGGUGGUGGCCUCGGGGUUGCGGCCCAGCCCAGAACGCUCGCCUCAGGCCUUCAACGGUUGCAUCCACGAUGUCCAGAUCAACGGGGAAGCGCAGGACCUGAGUUACCGAGCCACAGGAGGGCGACCGGUAGAGGGCAAGGGUGAUGGUGUUCUAGUGGGCUGUCACUCAUGCAGCGUGUGCGCUCAGGGAACAUGCAGAGAGGGCGGCGAGAUGGGCGUCACCUGCCAGUGCCCGCACGGACGCAGCGGGACCUUGUGCGAACGGGUCACGGCGCCAAACCCCUGCCAGGCCAGCAGAUGUGUUCAUGGUUUAUGUGUGCCCAAGGGGGUGUCGUACAACUGCAAGUGCAGCGAGGGUUACCAGGGACAGUUCUGCGAGCGCCAGCAGGAGCCCGCGCCCUGCAGGGGGCAGCGGUGCGGGCACGGCGAGUGCAGAGUGUCCGAGGGCGGGGAGCCCGUCUGCAACUGUCUGCCUGGCUACGCCGGGGCCACCUGUGACACCGAGUUGACGUGUGAAGGCGAGAUGGUGCGAGAGCAGCUGAAGCGUCACCAAGCCAUGCGCACGUGCACGUCCACCAGCAAGAUCCCGCGCAUGGACUGCCUCCGAUCGUGUCAGGCGCCGGCACCCGCCGGCGUCUGCUGCGGCGUCACCAAGACCCGCAGGAGGAAGGCGGUGUUCCGCUGCACCGACGGCACCUCCUACUCCGAGGAGAUGGAGACGGCCCUGGAGUGCGGCUGCGCUAGGUGCCCGUUGUAAUGGUGCCCCUCCUCCCGCCGCGUCUUGUGAAUUUGGCACCGCCAUCAACACAUUCUGCGUUUUGUUUACACAUAUCCCGUUCGACGGCCGCCAGUUUGCUGCAGGAGAAACCACAAAGGGGACACGCGUGUGUGUGUGUGUAAGGGUGUGGAAGUGUGUAUGUGUGUGUGUGUGUGUGUGCGCGCGUGUGUGUGUGUGUGUGUGUGUGUGUGUGUGUGUGUGUGUGUGUGUGCGUGCAGAGAGAAAUAUAUUGUAAGAUACAAGUGAGGAGGAGAAAAAAAAGCAUAGAACUUAUUUUUAUUAUGAAUUUUCUUCUUCUAAAAGAUGAUAAAGGACUGAUGAGUUGUUUGUUUAAAUAUGUUGAUUAUACAACGUGCUACAUAGGAUGAUUUUAUUUUGUACCUUGUAAGAACGAAAAGCUACACCACCGGAUAGAUUAACAUUCCUUAAAAAAAAGUAUAAGAAAUUAUAUGUAUGUAUAAAUCAAUAUAGAAAUUAUACCCUAAUCCAAUUAAUUGUAUAUUAAGUGUAUUUGCAUGAUCUUAUCGUGUGGGAGGCUUUGGACACUUUGAAAGUUCACUCACUCCUUUUUGGCCUGAAAGGGGAACCGUACGUGCCUAGCGAGGGGGGGAAAAAAAAAGCAUAGACAUCAGCCUCACCUUUGAGGCUAUUUUCCACACAGAUGUAUUUUUUUAACAUUUUCUAGCAAAGUUUUUCUAUAAAUCCAGUGUUUGUACACCCAACUAUAACGGGGGUGGACAACCUACAGUCACGGAAUUAUAAAAAUGAAUAAAAAAAACAACCCAAAACCCUGCCGAUCUAGGUCCAUAAAUCAACAAUCUUCCCCACGCGUCCUUUUUAUAUACCCUUCUUCUUAACAUUUCCGUAAGUGACUUUCUUCAGGCCUCUGAUUGGCUACAAACCAAAGCCAUCAAAUUCAAAGUCACAGGGCAGCGCCACCUUAAACAUACCCGUGGGGUACACGUACCGAUUUUAACAUCUUACCCGAUUUUAACAUCUUACCUGAUUUUUUUUUUUCAACUUUAUUGACCGAUGCCGAUAAAAAAUGGUCGUGUGCGCUUUCAAUUCCGUAAAUUAUCAUUUACAAUAUUAACAAGUUAUUAGUGCACUGACUACGAUUGGAAAGUUUUGUGCGUCUCAGAGCAAGUCACUAAUGUUCAACCUAAAGCUAUUCCGAUUUUUUGUUUGUUUGUUUUGCACAAAACUCCAAACAUUGAAGUGUAUAACUAUGCGUGAGCGAUUCAAUAUUUGGAAAUAAACCGAAAGAAAAAAGUUGAGCGUUACAAGGAGCUCAGAUCCAAAUGGUGCAUUUAUUUGUUGUGGUUAACGUCCAAGUGAACAUUUUACCCAUCAUGCCAACACGAUUCAUGGAAUAGGUUAUUUACACCUCAAUGUAAAUAUGUUGUUUUAGGAUGUUUCAGUAGAUGCAAAAGCUGCAGGUUAGCCAACUGUAGUCAACUUGGAUUCUUGCAUUAGGUCUAAAAGCAUCCCAAAUUAAGGGAUCACAUCGAAAGAGUGUCGCGUAAUGCAGAUGCCCCCACACACGACCGUAAUCUCCACCCACAAUUGCCGGUUACCGAGACUCCAAUAGUAGUACCAACACUGACCUGUGAGAGGCAGCAUGGCGCCACAGGGCAUCCAGACUGCCGGAAAAUACAAAGAUGAAGAAAUAGAAGUAGCUUGGCUUGUAAAUAGAUUGCAGUCGCCUUCUCGUCAUGUCACAAUCACGGCCGAACGGGGAAAAAGGAUUUGCUAUCGGAAAUGUUGAACUUGUUGAACAUUUGCAAUUGUUGGCAGACCGGGGAGGAAAAAAUCCCUCUUAACGUAUCCCACACCGCAGGAUAAUCUUUGAGACAUCCCAAAAUCGCUCAAAUUCUGAUUUCCGAUUGUCUGUAUGCGUGUACCCUGCUUAAGUGUGGCCUUAAAAAAAAACUUGAGUUGGAGGUGAUUCAAUUGAUUUUUUUUUUUGAUUUUUUUUUAAAUUGAUCACGACUAUCUUUGUUUCAUCGGGCAUUGCCCAAAAAAUUAGUAGAGGGCUUGGAAGUGUGCUUAAACUGCAAAAACUGCUUUAAAAAAAUAAUAAAUGAGCAAAAGAGUCAUGAAAUUAGGACUAUAUUACUUAAUUUAAGCAACAGUUACUGCCUAUAGAACAGUUAAAUUUAAAUUGGCAAUAUUUCUUAAAACAUCCAAGUAAACAUCCCUUCAGAUGCAUUAAGAUUUGCGUAUUUAUUCUACCAACACGUAGAAUUACAGUAUCAUUUCUUAUUUUAAGGUAAACGUACUCAUAACUAGUAAUACAUGUUCAAUAAGAAUAUUUUAUUACAAUUUUUCUGAGAUGUUCUUGCUCAAACUGACUGGUAAAUGGAUAUCUUGGCAUAGAAAAAAAACUAGCAUAUUUUUGCCUUGAUUUGUGACAUUUAUCUUAGAGUUUGGUUUUUGCAGUAUAGGUACACCAGCUGAAAUUUUUUUUUUUUUCCCCCAGCUCUGGCUUCUGUUGUGUGUUUACUUUUGAGUAAGUAAAUGCAACCAAACUGCAGUAAACGAUGUUGAAUAUUUCUGCUCGACAAACAGAACAGGAGUGUUCGCACCAAUGAUAGCGUUAACGUCAUUAAAGCUUUGCAGCCUGGUCCACCAAGCAUAUUGCAGUCCACAAAAAAAAAAUUCACGGGGUCACCAUGGCAACGACAGAGCUCGUCAUCUCCUGAGCCAAUGCACCAAAUGUUAAUGUUUUUAUGCUAUGCUAGUCUAAGCUCAGUUGUCACAUACGACUGCUUUAAACUGCAACCGUCGUCCCAAAGUUUGCUACGUGCGCCUUUGAAUAUAAAAAAAAAAUAGUUGCUGUGUUCAGAAUUCUAAUUGCUGCUGCGACCCAGUGUUGGAAGGAGGCAACAACGGGGUCGCGAAAGGAUAAAGUGUAGUGCCUUUAUUUUCAAAGAUGUCAUGAAACAAAUUUUUUGUUGACCCAAAGCGAUUCAUUAAGUAAACUCUGAAAGAAAUAAAGUCAUUGUCAUGCAGCAACAGCCACGCAGUGCAGAAAAGGAAACUGCAGCCGCAACAACAAAAAGUCACUUCCUGUUGUUCUUCGCGUGUGACGCAUUCAGUGACUCCUCAUGUAACCGCUCAUAGAGGGCUAUUAAAAGUAAAGGAAGGGACUAUAAUGUAAACACUACGAGGGUUGUAAAGGGAUGGCAAAUUUGUUGUAAAUUUCCCUGGGAAGUUAAGCAGGGGAAUUUUGGAAAAGGUGUCAUAUUCACGCAUAAAUACAAACUUUUUUUUUGCCAUAAGCAGAUAUGAAAACAAUAUUUUUGGAACAAUCAAUUCAUUGAAGGCAAGUGUGAUAUUAGUCAUGAAACAAAAAGAAUUGCGUUGUGUGCUUAAAACAACCUCACAACUCUGCCUUCGGAAUCUCCUGUAGCGCAAUGUUAACGCACAAUGCAAAACGCCAGAGACGGGCUAACGAAACUCGCAUCGACGUAGCGGUAGUUGAAACACCGUGGGCAACUGAUAUUUGAACACAGACGGUUAAGCGACACAUUUAGACAGAGAAUGUAACAAGACUCACAGGCUUAGUUUUUUUACCCUCUGCAGAAAACGGCUAUUAUUACUGGAGCUGACCGAGGCAGUUGUGAAAUUCUUUGUAUGUGUGCAUUAUACUGCCACCUGGUAGCCAUAGCGCAAACAAACACCAGCACAAUGUGGAGAUGCCACAGAUUAAUGGUAAUUCUGUUCAUUUCAAAGGGUGAAGAUGAUUUGAGAUGCACGUGUUUUCAGUAACGAGCGUGGUCACAGAACGUUUCCUAUUAGUUUCCUAUUAAGAGCCAACUUUAAAUUUUGUACAUUUCUUGUUUAUUCAUUUUGAAUCCCAUAAAUUCCGCUCGCUCCCCAUGGAAAGGUUCCAACUUUGAAAAUUCCCAGAAUUUUGCAACCCUAAAGACUACUGUACUCUACUUUAUUGUACUCUGUUUGCAACACAUGCAAAAGCGUCGACCCGCUUUGAACUUGCAGUAUUAUCCGCAGUUUAGCGUCUCAUUUUUUUUUCUGCGUCACGCAAAUGCCUCAUGCCUUUGCGCGACAAUUCAAGCUUUUCAUUUUUUUCCCGCACCUAUCCCCCACUCCGCCUCGAAGGUUUAACUCGUCAAUGUGAAGACGGAAGACAAAAUCAUUUCAAUCCAAACACUUCAAUGUUCUCCAGGUUGAAAACACAAAAGUGAUUGAUGAUGCAGAUACUUAUGUUGAAUGUUCAAAAUUAAACUACCAUGAAAACGA
Phycodurus eques (leafy seadragon) is the source of this 9359-nucleotide messenger RNA. It is a transcript of the gene slit3, whose product is annotated as slit homolog 3 (Drosophila). Gene Ontology annotation, biological process: axon guidance; negative chemotaxis. Gene Ontology annotation, molecular function: calcium ion binding; heparin binding; Roundabout binding. The record is from RefSeq and is a predicted model, not a curated record. NCBI's taxonomy places the organism in Eukaryota, Metazoa, Chordata, Actinopteri, Syngnathiformes, Syngnathidae.